Molecule: messenger RNA, 2163 nt
Organism: Osmerus eperlanus (European smelt)
Lineage: Eukaryota; Metazoa; Chordata; Actinopteri; Osmeriformes; Osmeridae
Product: arrestin domain-containing protein 3-like
Exons: 7
Coding region: 47-1336 (429 amino acids)
Biological process (GO): protein transport
Cellular component (GO): cytoplasm; plasma membrane
Source: RefSeq, a predicted model, not a curated record
CAAAGAAAACCUCUUCAAUUUUAUAUAGAUAUUCUUUGCUUCGAACAUGUUGUCGACUGUAAAAAACAUUUCUGUGUUAUAUGAUCCCAUAAAUGAAAGCAAAACCUUUUCAAGCGGAGAUUAUAUUUCGGGACGGAUUUCAGUAGAAUUAGCAAAGGACUGCACGAUCAAUUCUCUGUCAAUCAAAGCCAAAGGGAAGGCGCAAGUUCGGUGGACAGAGAAGCAUGGCAAAAAUACUACGACAUACCAUGCUAAAGAAAAGUACUUUAGUAUGAAACAAUUCAUAAUUCAAGAGCAAAAGGGACAAGGAAGUGACUAUCAAACCCUAGUAACGGGACAAAGUGGACAAGCAUAUUGUAAUGUGGUAGUUCCAGGGUGCCAUGUGUAUCCGUUCACCUUCCAGAUCCCUCAACAAGAGAUGCCAAGCUCAUUCAAGGGCAGCGUAGGUAAAGUUAUCUACAUACUGGAAGCCAGGUUGAGCAGAUCAAUGAGGAUUGACAGCACAGCUGUAAUAGAGUUCAACUUUGUCUCUAAGACUAACAUCAACAGCAUCCCGGGGAUACUGAGUCCUCAGCAUGGCUCAAAGGAUAAGAAGAUGACGUUCUUCACCUCAGGCACAGUGUCCAUGGACAUCAACCUUGAGAGGAUGGGUUACUACCAAGGAGAAGGCCUAAAAGUGAUGGCCGCCAUUCAGAACAACUCUAGUCGUGAGAUUAAGCCAAAAUAUUUACUGUACCAGAAGCACAGCUUCUUUGCAAGGGGAAAGAGGAGGCUCAACACUAUAGACGUCCUGAAAGAAGAAGGAGAGCCAAUCUCUCCUUGCACUAAUCAGAACGUCACCAAGGUCCUCCACAUCCCUCGUGACAUUGGUGUUUCCAUCCUCAACUGCAGCAUCCUCAAAGUGGAGUACAGGCUCAGGGUCUACUUGGAUGUACCCUACGCUACAGACCCAGAGAUCAAGUUCCCUGUGGUCAUCCUCCCUGCAGCCCAGGCUCCUCCUGGUCAGGGGGAUCUGCCUCCACCUUACCCAGGAUUUGGUGUGGAUUCCUUUGGGAACCCAAACCAGCCUUCAUGGAACAGCUCACCUUCUGCUCCACAGUACCCAGGAACCUCACAGUUCUCAGGGGGGCAGCAGUACCCAGGAGGGCAGCAGUACCCAGGAGCACCAGGGUUCCCAACAGCCCCACAGUUCCCAGCAGCCCCACAGUUCCCAGCAGCCCCACAGUUCCCAGCAGCCCCACAGUUCUCAGCAUUUUCAGCCUCAGGCACCUCUGCCCCCCCACCAAGCUAUGGAUCUGUUUACCCAUCCUUGUUUGAUUAUGAACAGAAAUCAUAAUGAAAUAAGUAAGUAAAUAAGUUUUGAAACUCCAAUUAAUCCUAAAUGUUCUCAGGCAAUGAACUACACACCAAACCUAGUUUGUGUAUGUUGUCCCAGUAACUCUUGGUUUGUGAAAACAAAUAUAUUUUUAUUGUAGAAUAUUCAAAUUUGGUGGGAGUUAAUUUAAUUAAAUAUGUAUCACAUGUGUUGUAGCCUACUGAACUGAUGUUUGUGUUGAAAUGCUAGAUACCGGCGUGGACGAUAUAAAUGCAUGUUUGCACAAAAUAAAUAAUUUAUCUGUUCAUAGUAGAUUACGUUCAGCCUUGUUGAUAAGCCUGAAGUUGUCAUCAAGCAUAACUGAAUACAGCUUUACAAUUUGUAUGGAUUCAUAACAAGUGAUAUGAUAUAUGAAUUGAUUGUUGAAUGAUUGUUAUUUGGGAUUAGGGUUCGGUAAAACUUAAAAACAACGGUCUUAUUUACUAACUAUGAAUGAGCUGUAUGUUUACAACUCAAAACAUAAGGACGUGAUAAGAUAAGCUUCGAUCAUGGAAAAAGAGAUUGCUAGUGACAAUAUCUGUUUCCUUACCUGGUGACCUCUGUAACUAAAAUCACAUGGGUGGAACUUGGGUUGGGGGACACAUAGGUUGAAAGUGUAAAGACAAUAUAAAGGCAAAGUGUGUUGCCACCCAGCGAAAGGGGUUUAAAGACUCAGUUUUACGCUAUACAAUUGUGAUACCUUUGUUUGCAUUAAACAUUUUCAGUACGACAAUUACAAGUUUUUCUGUGGAGUACGACUCGAAAAAUGAAUUAAAUAUGUUUUCUAGGGGAGAUGCAAUCACCGGCCG